AUGGCAGUGUACUGGAUGACGGAAGUGCUACCGUUGGCUGUCACUGCUAUGCUUCCGGUUGUUCUCUUCCCGUUAACUGGUGUAAUGACAUGCCAUGAUGUUGCUCAACAGUUCAUCAACGACACAAAUUUCCUUUUCAUCGGCGGCCUGAUCAUGGCGGCAGCCGUUGAAAAGUGCAAUCUACAUGAACGUGUCGCGCUGUCGGUGCUGAAGAUGGUCGGUAGUGAGCCGAAAUGGAUUAUGCUGGGUUUCAUGAUUGUCACUGCGUUAUUAAGCCGACACAACUGUUCAACUGCUGACCGACUUUUUAGGGUCAGAAAUGCGGGAGCCUACAAGCGAUUGUCGACCGCUCUAGUGUUGUGCGUUUGUGUUGCGGCAAACAUCGGUGGCACUGGAAUGCUAACUGGAACCCCAAGCAACCUCGUAAUGGUGGGCCAGUUACCUGAAUUAUUUGGCGACGUUGAGACGUCUUUGAAUUAUAUGACAUGGUUCCUGUUCGCAUUUCCGUUGAUGUGCUUCUGUUUGGCGGGAGCUUGGUGCAUUCUGACCAUAUUCUUCCUUAGAGGUGCACCCGGAAAAGAUGCUCGUAUUACCGAGAUAAUGCACAAGAGAUACGAUGAUUUACCUAGAAUAAGCUAUGCAGAAAAAUCCGUAAUGUUCUGCUUCAUUGUUCUUCUCUCGCUGUGGAUGUUCAGAAAACCAGGAUUUUUCAAAGGUUUUGGCGAACUCCUACCGAGAGAGAGUUACACAGACUCAACGUCGGCUAUGGUAGUUGCUGUUCUUCUUUUCAUUCUACCAAGUGAGAAACCAGCGGUCCUUAGCUACGGAGCAAAGGAAGAAAUGAGUAAAGAAUCUCAUUUAAUGGACUGGUCGACGAUGCAGAAGAAUUUUCCUUGGAGUGUUGUGAUCUUGCUCGGAGGAGGAUUCGCCUUAGCAUCUGGUUGGUGA
Angiostrongylus costaricensis is the source of this 948-nucleotide messenger RNA. The record is from the annotation of a GenBank genome assembly. Lineage: Eukaryota; Metazoa; Nematoda; Chromadorea; Rhabditida; Metastrongylidae.